UUUAAAUUGCCCGCAGCCGCUAUGAAAAAUCCGGAAGCAGCCAAAUGUAUUGACACUUCCUACAUCACAUACAUACGUCAUCGUGUAGUGACAGAAAACCAUGUGACAAAAACCAACGUGUUUGAUUGGCUGUUGAAACCUUAUGACGACUAUUCCACCCCGAAUUACGUUAGUGAGAGUUUGAUAUUUAACGAGGAGAGAACGUUCUCCAUUAAGAACCGGAACAGACUUUACCAACACAAUCCAAAGAAAACUGUGAUAUUCAUAUUUAAAAAUGAGAAAAAUGGAACGGAAAACUGUGAUUUACUUAUGUAUGUGUGUUGUGUUGAUAUUGAAAUAUUCAAAUGGACAACCGUUUCCAAAUCAGCAAUUCGGACAACAGAACAAUGGUCAGUUUGGCCCUGUCGCUGCUGGUCAGUUUGUAGGGAAUGGACAACCUUUCGCCGGUAACAACCAGGUGCCGCCAACAAAUAAUCAGGGAACUUUUACAAACAAUCAGACUCCUCCGGUAGGAACACAAACGGGAGGAACCUUCAACAACAACCAGCAAGGAACGUUUCCCACAAACCAACAAGGAACGUUUCCCACAAACCAACAAGGAACUUUCCCCACAAACCAACAAGGAACUUUCCCCACAAACCAACAAGGAACGUUUCCAAAUAAUCAACAACAGGGACAGUUUCCAAACAACCAACAACAGGGACAGUUUCCAAAUACAUUUCAAGGAAAUCAGUUCGGACAACCCGGGGGAAUUCCUAAUUUCGCCGGACCAAAUACACAGCCACCUUUCAAUUUCCAAAACAACGUCGUAGGUUUUCAGAACCCUAUUGGGGGCUUUAACACUGUUGGGAACCAGUUCGGAAACCCUUUUAUUCCCGGAAAUAACUUCGGCGCGGGAGGUCCUUUUGGGAUCGGACCUGGAAUACCAGGACCUAUUCAAGGACCAGAACAAGGCGGACCUGGUGGUCAGUUUUCUUUGGGAGGUCAGCUAUUUAUGAGUUUGUCCCAGAAUCCUAUGAACUACCGAUACGCCACCUGUCGGUUUAAUUCUUCAGAUACAAACAUUGCCGGCAGGGCUGACCUCAGACAAUUCGUGUUCGGAGAUUUCCCAGUCGACAUCCGUAUCCAGGUUUGGGGCCUUCCCAGAUCCCCGGUUGACACACAAAGGGGUAUCCACAUCCACGAGUUUGGUGAUGUUGGUGCAAAGUGUUCCCGUGUUGGGCCUCAUCUUAACCCUGCUCAGACCAGACACGGCGGCAGGAACACGUUUGCCUUUUUGAGACACGUCGGUGAUCUUGGGAACAUGCUCCAAUCCCCACAGGGUGUGACGUCAACCCAGUUCCGCGAUGGAGUUAUUUCCCUUCAGGGGCCAACCAGUGUUAUAGGACGUUCUUUAGUGAUUAAGUACGAGCGAGAUGACGAGGGUUUCGGUACCAAUGUGGACAGUCUACAGAACGGUAACGCCCGCACUCCCCUAGCCUGCUGUACUCUCGCACGUUCAGGACCGGCCAACUGGAACGACCCUUACACGGAGGUAGAACUCAUGUCACUCAACGGCGGAAGUGCUCCUCUCCAGGGCACGUUUGGUGCGCCUAGUAGUCCAACAGGUGCCAACACUUUCGGUAACCAAGGAAAUCAAGGUUCGACAUUCAACUUCAAUUCCCAGGGAAACUUCGGAACUCCCGCUCCUUCUCCAAACCCUCAGGGAGCUGGGGGCAGCUCGUUCGGAUUCCUUGGAAAUAAUGGCAAAAAGUAAAAAAAAACUGGAGCUUCAGAAGUUAGAAAUAACAAACGAUUUAGUGUUAAAAAACCUUAAUUGGUUAGCUCUGUUAAACGAUAUACGUAUGGACACAAAUCGACUUUGAUGAUUUUAUGCAUGUCUUAAAAAGAAGAUUUGACGAUCCCCACAGUUUAUAAAAAAAAACUGGGACAAUACGAAAGGCGAAGUGGUUAAUUCUAAUCUCAACAGACCACCGAUUACUCUAAACCGAACCCUCAAAAUGGUGUAAAUAAACCAUUAAUAUACUGUAGCAGACACGUCAGAUCUUGUAAAUUGUUUGUGUUCGACUUGACUUACGUCACAAUCUCACUUCUACCUCAAUUAAUUAUGGUUAUGCUUUAUGAAUACACUUUAUAUCUUUGGUAUAAACAUGUCAAAACCUAGUUAGCUUAAUGGUGCAUUGAUUACAGAGUGCUGUUUGUAACUAACAUUGAACAGUCUUCAAGCUAUAAAUUCUUUGAGUAUGUUGCUGUACUUGCUGAAAUUAUUCAGUAGACUAUAUUUUAUCAACAACCGUAAUAGAUGUGAAACGGUUGGGACAGGAUGAUCCCAAAAAACCAGGCAUUUAUUAAUUUAUUGUGUUUUGAAGUAAUUUAUAUGAAGCCAUUCCACAGCUUCACCAUUGAUGCCUGGUUUAAACGAGGCAUAUAUAUUCCUGCAACGUAGACACCAAAAUAAGAGUAGAAUGAGACUACCGGAAAUGAAAGUUGUUUAGGCUUAUAUGAACGCCGUUCACAGAAUACAACAUCUUUACCAUAUGAGAUCUCUCCUCGGUAACUUGAUACAGAGUGGCGUGUUACAACUGACAAUCAAUACGCGUUAAACUCCACGACUUUCUGUUGUCCGAAAGGACCACCAGUUUAUCUUCAUUAACUUGUUUUAUAAACUGUUACUAAUUAUAUUAUUUUUAUAUAAGAUUAUGUUCAGAAUACGUUCACGUCAAUCGUUAAUAUCAAUAUAUUGCUUUAUAUAAUAUGCGGGUGCAUAUAAUGUUUGUUUUUAUCAUUAAUAUGAUUAUGUAUAUCAUGGUAACCAUUGUCCCUCCGUGUUUAACACAAUUCAUCCUUUUCACUUUUGUAAUAAUUGGUAUCUAUAGCGUUGUUUCUACGUCAGGCUAUAUCUAUAUAGCAUUAGGUAUAUAUACUAGUAAGUGUUUGAUUUUGUUGUGUCCAUAUUUGUAUAAUAACAUUAAUUAUCACAGACUUGCAUUUAAUUGGUGCUAUGACAUUCUGCAGUGUCAUGAUUCAUAAUAGUCAUUUUGAUAAGUUCUGUCAUUUUGCAUUAUGUUUAUCGAUAAUAAAGGAAGAAAAUUACAAA
Mizuhopecten yessoensis (Yesso scallop) is the source of this 3097-nucleotide messenger RNA. RefSeq lists its product as uncharacterized. The transcript has 6 exons. Bases 275 to 1756 code for a protein of 493 amino acids. Gene Ontology annotation, biological process: removal of superoxide radicals. Gene Ontology annotation, molecular function: copper ion binding; superoxide dismutase activity. The record is from RefSeq and is a predicted model, not a curated record. Lineage: Eukaryota; Metazoa; Mollusca; Bivalvia; Pectinida; Pectinidae.